Messenger RNA from Molossus molossus (Pallas's mastiff bat), 2327 nucleotides. It is a transcript of the gene ADGRE3, whose product is annotated as adhesion G protein-coupled receptor E3. The coding region runs from base 165 to 2084 and encodes 639 amino acids. The record is from RefSeq and is a predicted model, not a curated record. Gene Ontology annotation, molecular function: G protein-coupled receptor activity; calcium ion binding. Gene Ontology annotation, cellular component: membrane. NCBI's taxonomy places the organism in Eukaryota, Metazoa, Chordata, Mammalia, Chiroptera, Molossidae. The transcript is spliced from 16 exons. Gene Ontology annotation, biological process: adenylate cyclase-activating G protein-coupled receptor signaling pathway; cell surface receptor signaling pathway.
GGUGAAAGAUGAUAAGUUCACUUUUCUAAGAACAAGUUCCUUAGUCAUUUGACCUAAGGUACUUAUGUCAAUUCUCAUGAGAUUUUCUUCAAACAAGAAAAGUGGCUAGCUUACAGCACAGUAGAGUUUUCAGAGUGACUAGCAAGAAUUACCUGCACACAGAAAUGCAAAGACCAUUACUUCUUGCAGGACUCUACAUUUUGCUGAGUUUGUCAGGAGUUAUGAUUCAGAAGUCCAAAAGUACCUGUCGAGACUGCCCCCAGAAUGCUUUCUGUGUCAAUGCCACCCACUGUACCUGCAACUCUGGAUACACCCCUGAAUCUAAGUCAGAAUUUUUCACAUACCCCUUGGAGAAAUGUAAAGAUAUUGAUGAGUGUAAACCACCCAUUAGUAUAUAUUGUGGACCAAAUGCUGAAUGCCAGAAUGCUGAAGCAAGUUUCUUCUGUCACUGUGACCCUGGAUAUAAACUCCUCUCUGGAAAAACACGCUUUAUGAAUUCUAAUGAGAACACUUGUCAGAAGAUCACCUCCUCAAACACAACCAAAGGCAAUAAAGAGCUACAACAGAUUGUUGAGGAUGUUGAGUCACUUCUCACCAACAAGACUCUGUGGGGAAUGGAAGAGAAGAGAAAAGUAGCAUCCAAGGUCACAUCUAUUCUCCAGAGUGUGGAAUCGAAUGUUCUAGAAACUGCCUUGAAAGCCCCAGGUCAAGAAAUGCAGAGAAUUCAAAACAGUGCUAUGGGUAUUGAAACUCGAGUUGUUACAGACAAUUGCUCCAAGGAAGGAAAGAACUUCAACUUGAACAUCCAAAUGAACUCACUGGACAUCCAUUGCAAUGACAUCAUCCAAGGAAACAUACCAGGUCCCCAUGCAGUUGCCUUUAUUUCAUACUCUUCUCUUGGAAAUAUUAUAAAUGCAACUUUUUUUGGCGAGAUAAAUGAGAAAGAUCGAGUUUACUUGAACUCCCAGGUAGUAAGUGUUGCUAUUGGACCCAAAAGGAUCAUAUCUCUCUCCAAGAAAGUGAAUCUGAGUUUUCAGCAUGUAAAGAUGAAGCCCCUGAGCAAAACGGUCUUCUGUGUCUUCUGGGAAAGCACAGAGAAAGACGGCCACUGGUCCAGUGAUGGCUGUUCCCUGGUACAGUUGAACGAGAGUCACACCAUAUGUGAAUGCACUCAUUUGUCCAGUUUUGCUGUUCUUAUGGCCUCUGCCACCCAGGAGGAGGAUCCCGCCCUGGCUGUGAUCACCUACGUGGGGCUGAGCCUCUCUCUGCUGUGCCUCUUCCUGGCAGCCCUCACCUUCCUGCUGUGCAAAGCCAUCCAGAACACCAGCACCUCACUGCACCUGCAGCUCUCGCUCUGCCUCUUCCUGGCCCACCUGCUCUUCCUCACGGCCAUUGACAGAACAGAGAAUAAGGUGCUGUGCGCCAUCAUCGCUGGUGCCUUACACUAUCUCUACUUGGCCGCCUUCACCUGGAUGCUGCUGGAGGGUCUGCAUCUCUUCCUCACUGCACGCAAUCUGACUGUGGUGAACUACUCCAGUGUGAACAGACUCAUGAAGUGGCUCAUGUUCCCAGUUGGCUAUGGAGUCCCAGCUGUAAUUGUGGUCAUUUCUGCAGCAUCCAGGCCUCACCUUUAUGGAACACCUGAUCGCUGCUGGUUACACCUGAAACAAGGAUUCAUCUGGGGUUUCCUUGGUCCUGUCUGUGCCAUUAUUUGUGUGAAUUUUGUAUUUUUUCUCUCAGUCCUUUGGAUUUUGGAAAGGAAAUUCUCCUCCCUCAACAGCGAAGUGUCAACCAUCCAGAAUACAAGAAUACUGACACUGAAAGCAAUAGCUCAGGUCAUCAUCCUGGGCUGCACGUGGUGUAUGGGCAUCUUCCAGGUGGGCCCAGCUGCGUGGGUCAUGGCCUAUCUCUUCACCAUCAUCAAUAGCCUUCAGGGUGUCUUCAUUUUCCUGGUCUACUGCCUCCUCAGCCAGCAGGUUCAAAAGUGGUUUGGAAACAUCAUUCAACCUAAAUCUGAGUCUUCUGAGACUCAUAUACUUUCCAGUAGGCUUAGCCCUUACUCAAAACCCAGUGAGGAGAAGUGAGGAGAAAUUAUUAAAACUAGAAAUUCAACUUCACAUGGAAAGUCACAUCCAUGGAACUGGUUGGCAUUGUGAAGAAUGAAGCUAAGGACAAAAGGAAUCAUUAUGCACAUCAUCCCUGGAGAAGAAGUGUUUAAUCUGUAUUUCCUGAAGUGUUUGUUCUACAUAAUGGGCUCUCAAUAAAUGUAUGUUGUAUUGGACUUCUCUUGGUCAGCCAAUGCUUGUCCCUGGUUACCCAAAUCAUGA